Messenger RNA from Charadrius vociferus (killdeer), 1716 nucleotides. RefSeq names its product G protein-coupled receptor kinase 6 (gene GRK6). The record is from RefSeq and is a predicted model, not a curated record. Bases 85 to 1716 code for a protein of 543 amino acids. Gene Ontology annotation, molecular function: ATP binding; G protein-coupled receptor kinase activity. Gene Ontology annotation, biological process: signal transduction; protein phosphorylation; regulation of signal transduction. Lineage: Eukaryota; Metazoa; Chordata; Aves; Charadriiformes; Charadriidae. Gene Ontology annotation, cellular component: plasma membrane; cytoplasm. The transcript is spliced from 16 exons.
CAGUCCCUCCUGGCCCACGGUGUGCAGCUGGCCAGACCAAGUGGUGGCGGAAACCGGAAAGGCAAGAGUAAGAAAUGGCGCCAGAUGCUGCAGUUCCCCCACAUCAGCCUCUGCGAGGAUCUUCGACAAACCCUUGAGCGGGACUACCACAGCCUGUGCGAGAAGCAGCCCAUCGGGCACAUGCUCUUUCGGCAGUUCUGUGAGACACGACCUGAGCUGUCACGCUGCGUCAAGUUCCUGGAUGCCGUGGCAGGGUAUGAAGUGGCUCCAGAUGAGAAGCGGAAGGAAUGCGGGCAGCACCUGAUUGAAAAGUACUUGAAGCCAAACAGUGAGGACCAUGUGCCUGAAGUCCCCUCGCAGCUAGUGGAUGCCUGUUGUGAGAGGCUGGAACAGGAACCUUCCAAGGAGCUCUUCAAGGAAUCCACUAAGCUUAUCCACGACUACCUGAGUGUCGCUCCCUUUGCCGACUACCUCGACAGCUUGUACUUCAACCGCUUCCUGCAGUGGAAAUGGCUGGAACGGCAGCCAGUGACCAAAAACACUUUCCGCCAGUACCGUGUGCUGGGCAAAGGCGGUUUUGGGGAGGUUUGUGCCUGCCAAGUGCGUGCCACAGGCAAGAUGUACGCCUGCAAGAAGCUGGAGAAGAAACGGAUCAAAAAGCGGAAGGGAGAAGCCAUGGCCCUGAAUGAGAAACAGAUCCUGGAAAAAGUGAACAGUAGGUUUGUAGUGAGCUUAGCCUAUGCAUAUGAAACUAAAGAUGCUCUCUGCCUAGUGCUGACCCUCAUGAAUGGAGGGGACCUCAAGUUCCAUAUCUACCACAUGGGAGAGGCUGGCUUCGAGGAGCCCCGGGCAGCUUUCUAUGCUGCCGAGAUCUGCUGCGGCCUCGAGGACUUGCACCAGGAGAGGAUAGUGUACAGGGACCUGAAGCCAGAGAACAUAUUGCUGGAUGACCAUGGUCACAUCCGUAUCUCAGACCUGGGGCUAGCUGUGCACGUGCCAGAGGGCCAAACAAUCAAGGGCCGGGUGGGGACAGUUGGCUACAUGGCUCCAGAGGUGGUGAAGAAUGAGCGCUACACGUUCAGCCCGGACUGGUGGGCUCUGGGCUGCCUGGUGUAUGAGAUGAUCGAGGGACAGUCCCCCUUCCAGCAGCGCAAGAAGAAGAUCAAGCGGGAGGAGGUGGAGCGGUUGGUGAAAGAAGUGCAGGAGGAGUACUCGGAGAAGUUCUCACCCUGCGCCCGCUCUCUCUGCACCAUGCUCCUCUGCAAAGACCCUCUGGAGCGCCUGGGGUGCCGAGGAGCCGGGGCCAAGGAAGUGAAGGAGCACCCUCUCUUCAAGCAUCUCAACUUCAGGAGGCUGGAAGCAGGCAUGCUGGACCCCCCCUUCAAGCCAGAUCCGCAGGCCAUCUACUGCAAGGAUGUUCUGGACAUCGAGCAGUUCUCCACAGUGAAAGGGGUGGAGCUGGAGCCCACGGACAAUGACUUCUACCAGAAGUUUGCUACAGGAAGCGUGCCCAUUCCUUGGCAGAAUGAGAUGAUCGAGACGGAGUGUUUUAAGGAACUGAAUGUCUUUAGCACAGACGGCACGGUGCCCCCAGACCUAGACUGGAAAGGGCAGCCUUCUCCACAGCCAAAAAAAGGGUUACUCCAGCGCUUAUUCAGCAGACAGGACUGUUGUGGAAACUGCAGCGACAGCGAGGAAGAGCCCACCCGGCUGUAG